GAUACGAUCGCACGAUCCUGCCCGUGAGCAAUCUCCCAACUCAUCUCUACGAAACUGCAGGUUCCUUCUAAGUGCAAUUUUUCUAAAUACUUUUGCACAUAGUUUGCAGUCGCUAGCACAUAGCCUUAUUCGUUCUGAUUACUGUUAAAAGCUGUAAGGAUAUUUUAUUACAUUUUGUCGAGUGAGGCGCAACUCGUCAACGGACCGGCAAGAAACCGUGGUAAGAUACCUUUCUACUUCGUCGUCACAUGUUUUCCUCUUGGUAACGAUGUCACAGACAAGUGAGAAGCGGAAUGUUCCUUCGAUAUUGAGAAGAGUCUUGGCAGUGGAUGCUUUUUUAACGGAUGUCUUUGCUAAUACAUUAGAAACGAUAUUGCCCUUAAGACAACUCAGAAUUCAUUACAAAGUUCUAGAGGUAUCAUGUCAUGGAAUACCUUGGUUAGCCUGUUGGUUAUCGCUUAUUUGGAUAAUGAAUAAACGCAGCUGGUACCAGAUGCAAACAAAUUUUUUAAUAGGAUUGAUCGUUGACAUCAUCUUCGUAGCCAUAUUAAAAGCAUUUACUCGAAGAAGGCGGCCUCGUAGGAAUUCGGAUCCAUUAUUACUAGGUCCAGAUAAAUACUCCUUUCCAUCUGGGCAUGCUUCAAGAGCAACAUUUAUAGUAUAUUUUUUUCUGAGUAUUUGGCCUUUGCAUUUUGUUUUCAUCCCACCUUUGUUUGCAUGGUUAAUUUCCAUUUGCAUCAGUAGAAUUUUAAUGAAAAGGCACUAUCUACUUGACCUCAUAAGUGGUGUUUUGUUAGGCAUUUUUGAAGGUUUCCUUAUAAGCUUAAUCUAUCUCGAUGAAGAAACCUGUAUAGGCUUAAUUUCUUGGUUAACGGAUGAAAAAGUCGAAGGUGGGGAUUAUCAUGUUUGAUAGUUACAUAAUUUUAUCUAAACCUCUCUGAGAUACUCGUUCGAUAUGAGCUUAUUUUAACUUAUCUAAUAUUUUCGAUUGAGUUCAUAUGGCACGCUAAACUGUUCCUGGAAAGGUAUUAAUUAACAACUUUAAAACUUGUUUAAAUUCAUCGUGUAUCUUUACCAAAAUAAAAUGUAUACUUUAAAACA
This is a messenger RNA of Orussus abietinus, 1101 nucleotides long. RefSeq names its product inactive phospholipid phosphatase 7. Lineage: Eukaryota; Metazoa; Arthropoda; Insecta; Hymenoptera; Orussidae. The coding region runs from base 269 to 910 and encodes 213 amino acids. The transcript is spliced from 5 exons. Gene Ontology annotation, molecular function: sphingosine-1-phosphate phosphatase activity. The record is from RefSeq and is a predicted model, not a curated record.